AUGGUGCCAGGCGGACUAGAACACCUUUGUAUGGAGCCAUGCAGACUAGAACACGUUGGCAUGGUACUAGUCGGACUAGAACACGUUGGCAUGGUGCUAGUCGGACUAGAACACGUUGGCAUGGGGCUAGUCGGACUAGAACACGUUGGUAUAAUGCUAGUGGGACUAGGACAUGUUCACAUGGUGCUAGUCGGACUAGGACACGUUGGCAUGGUGCUAGUCGGACUAGAACACGUUGGCAUAAUGCUAGUCGGACUAGGACACGUUGGUAUAAUGCUAGUCGGACUAGAACACGUUGGCAUGGUGCUAGUCGGACUACAACACGUUGGUAUAAUGCUAGUCGGACUAGAACACGUCGGUAUAAUGCUAGUCGGACUAGGACAUGUUCACAUGGUGCUAGUCGAGCCAGCGGUUGUGCAAACCUAUUUUUAUACUAGUUGUAAAACUUGA
Messenger RNA from Mizuhopecten yessoensis (Yesso scallop), 450 nucleotides. RefSeq lists its product as uncharacterized. The coding region runs from base 1 to 450 and encodes 149 amino acids. Lineage: Eukaryota; Metazoa; Mollusca; Bivalvia; Pectinida; Pectinidae. The transcript has a single exon. The record is from RefSeq and is a predicted model, not a curated record.